Messenger RNA from Necator americanus (New World hookworm), 1005 nucleotides. RefSeq lists its product as uncharacterized. The coding region runs from base 1 to 1005 and encodes 334 amino acids. The record is from RefSeq and is a predicted model, not a curated record. Gene Ontology annotation, molecular function: acetylpyruvate hydrolase activity. Gene Ontology annotation, cellular component: mitochondrion. The transcript has 10 exons. NCBI's taxonomy places the organism in Eukaryota, Metazoa, Nematoda, Chromadorea, Rhabditida, Ancylostomatidae.
AUGACGUUAGCCAACUUUCGAAAUCUUGGGAAAAAGAUUGUAUGUGUGGGCAGGAAUUACAAGGAUCAUGCACUUGAACUUGGAAAUCCAAUACCGACUAAGCCGAUGCUUUUCUUAAAGUCAGCUAAUGCAUUUGUUCAAGAAGGUCAUCCGAUCAUUACACCAGUUGGGUGCGAGAACCUUCAUCAGGAAGUGGAACUCGGAGUAAUAAUUGGAAAAACUGCAAAGUUUACGACUCAAUCGCUUGCACUCAUUCAUCCUUCGUCAGCUACGAAUAUAGACGACGCCGCGUUUUCCACAGGAACUAAAAUAAGGUGGGCCGGACACGUAAUGCACGUAAUCAACGGUAAUCGUUGGAUCAGAGCCAGUGUAACACGAAGUGAAGCGAUGUUGUAUGUCGCUGGAUACACAGUGGCUCUAGAUAUGACUGCUAGAGACUUCCAGGAUGAGGCAAAAAAAGGAGGAGCCCCUUGGUUUCUGGCCAAAUCGUUCGAUACUGCAUGCCCUGUGUCCAAGUUCAUUCCUAAGGAAGAGAUCCCCGACCCUCAUGCUGAGGAAUUAUUCUGUCUAAUCAAUGGUGUUGAAAAGCAACGAUGUAAAACGGACGUGAUGAUUUUCGACAUUCCGACAUUAAUAGAAUAUACAACCCGUUUUGUGACUUUAGAAGAAGGUGACCUCUUACUAACAGGCACUCCUGCUGGCGAAACAGCGAUGAACGGCGACAUCAGAAACGACUAUAUACAUUCUCAAGAUGGGAUCCCUCAAACUCCUCCAGUUGUUUAUUAUUAUAAUCCCGUCGGCGUGCACCUAAAGAAAAUGGAUUACACUGGUUUCUGCGAAUGCAGGGUGAAGGUAUGGUCGGAACAAUUUCAUAACACUGUAUCUAUUACACUUAUGAUUAUUGUGCUGGGAACUUUUGCAAUGCUAUAUUUUUGGGCUGGAUAUAUAUUCGAGCGGCGAAGGUUGCUGGUUGAUUUUAAAUCAAGUCAUGAUGUUCACCACUAA